AUGCACUUCAAAGCAGCGUGGGGGUUGAUUUUUCUUUUGAAUGUCGCUCAAUGUGUGGCAUUUAUGCAUCAUGGGGUAGUUAAGGAAUUUUUUAAAAAACGGUUUAUUAAUCAGGGAAUAGUGCUCACUUGUAGCAAUAAAGAAGAUAAAAUCAAACUUUCCAGACAGUUUUUCCAAACCAACUCCAACCUGAUGCUCUCCAUCCAUAACGUAAAUAAACCCGCCCCCCUGGACCAGUUCCUGAUUCGUCAUGGCAGAAUUGGAAUCGUCCUGGAUGAGAAUUGUCAUAACCUCACCCAACUAAUGACAUGGUUUGGACGGCACAGACUCUUCGACAUCAAAUACUACUGGCUGAUCAUAUCAUCCAAAAGCACCAACGUAAAAGACAUCUUUUCCCAAACCGAGCACAAUCUGGAUUCGAAUAUUUAUGUGGCCACCAACGCGAUCCAGAAAGAUUUCGAUUUGUUUGAGUUUUACAAUCCUGCUUCAAAGAAAGGGGGCCAAUCGAUUUUAAAUAGAAUUGGAGUGUUUAGGAAUGACACUGGAAUAGAGAUGUUUGAAGAUAAGCUUAUGAAUAAGUUUUGGCAUAGGAGGGAUUUGAAAGGGGUUCAGUUUAAGACUACUGUGGUGUUUCACGAGCCGUACUAUGGCACCCCCGAGGAGUACUUUCAAAAUUUGUCCCAUAAAGAGGUGAAUACUUACAACAGGUUUUUUGCCAGGCUAAUGUUGACUUGUCAGAAGCACUACCAGUUUAGUUAUAAAAUUGUUAACGUCACCACCCUAUUUGGCUAUAGAAACGAGGAUGGUACCAUGAACGGUUUGGUUGGUGACCUGGAAAGACGAAUAGUCGAUUUUGGGUUCUCACCACUUUACACAAGAUCUGACAGGGCGUCAGUUAUAACGUAUGGACGUACCAUUUAUCAUCUUACGGCGGCAUUUCUCUUUAUAAACCCAAAAUCUAAGGCAAUGUUCAAACUGUUUUUGAGGCCUCUGGAUACUACCGUAUGGUACUGUUUGUUGGGGUUUGUGGUGUUGAUCAGUAUGGUGAUUAAACUGAUUUCCACUCUUGAUAUGGUUCCUAAAGCCCUUUCCAGCUGGACCCAUUCGGUUUUGUGUGUUAUAGGGAUUUUUUCCUCUCAAGGUUCGAUAGUUAAAUAUGAGAAUUUAUCAGGGCGGAUCGCGUUGAUAUUUGCACUGAUUUUGGCCUUUUUGGGUGCUCAGGUUUACUCUGGAAGUUUGGUCUCGUCGUUGCUCAACGUGCCCCUAGAUACUCUGGAUAGUGUGGAGGAUUUAUUGGAUUCGAAGUUUAAAAUUGGGAUUGAAAACACGCGGUUUAAUAAGGAGUUUUUUAAAUUCACAGUAGAUAACGCCUCAAUAAAACUCCAUGAAACUUUAGUAGUCGGCAAAGAAAACGAAGUGUACCAAAACUAUUUAAUUGGCCUGAGACAAAUCGAAAAGGGCCGAUACGCUUUUCACGCAGAAUUGGCGAAAGCAUAUCGAUUCCUAAGGGCGACCCUUAAGCCAAACAAACUAUGCGAAAUCGGCGAAGUUGUCAUGUUUAAGGGGGCCCAGUGUCACGCUAAUUACGUCAAACAUUCGCCUUUCAGCAAUACUUUUGACGUGUGGUGAGUACAAACGCAGUCAAAAAUACCCUUUAACAAAUGUUUCUUUUUCUUAGUUUACAUCGUAUUGCUGAAUCCGGAGCCCUUGGUAAAGAAACCCGGAUUUGGAACGACCGAAAGCCCCAAUGUCAGCCCGAUUUUAAUAUUAAUACCGGGGUAGAUGAGAUUUAUCCGGUUUUACUUAUUAUGGUCGGUGGGAUAGGGUUCAGUGUGGUCAUAAUGGUUUUUGAAAUAGCCGCUUUUAAUUGGGCUAAGAAAUGAUCGGUGAUAUUUAGGGUAGUUUAGUGGAAAUAUAUGUAGAAGAAGCAUU
Messenger RNA from Anthonomus grandis grandis, 1932 nucleotides. Its product is annotated as glutamate receptor ionotropic, delta-2-like. The record is from RefSeq and is a predicted model, not a curated record. Gene Ontology annotation, cellular component: membrane. The transcript has 8 exons. NCBI's taxonomy places the organism in Eukaryota, Metazoa, Arthropoda, Insecta, Coleoptera, Curculionidae. Gene Ontology annotation, molecular function: glutamate-gated receptor activity. Bases 1 to 1629 code for a protein of 542 amino acids.